AUGGGGGAUCGACUUUAUGAGAACCAGUUCACAUGGGUGAUUAAUAAUUUCUCUUCUUUGCAAUAUGAUGAGAAGAUAUAUUCUGAUGUAUUCGUGAUCGAUGGAUGUAAUUGGCGUGUUGUGGCGACUUUAAAGGGAAAUAAAUAUGAUGAGUCUCUGUAUCUGUCUCUGGCGGUCCCUGAUGCUGAGUCUUUGCCUUUUGGAUGGAGAAGACGCGCAGAGUUUUCUUUUACUAUAAGGUCUUUUGAUUACAAUACUCCUGAACGUGGUUGUGCAUCCAGUAUUCCCCUUGGAAAACUUGAUGCCAAAUAUUGUGGACUUAUAUUUGAUGAACAAGUCAAGAUUUUUGGAGAGCUUGAUGUUCUUGAAGUUAUCUGCAAGUCUGAACCUAUCAGCAUUGAACUCCAUGGGUAUGUUCAAUCUUCAUCGGUAUUCUAA
Camelina sativa (false flax) is the source of this 438-nucleotide messenger RNA. The record is from RefSeq and is a predicted model, not a curated record. NCBI's taxonomy places the organism in Eukaryota, Viridiplantae, Streptophyta, Magnoliopsida, Brassicales, Brassicaceae.